This is a messenger RNA of Mytilus trossulus (common blue mussel), 759 nucleotides long. Its product is annotated as probable methyltransferase-like protein 24. Bases 146 to 709 code for a protein of 187 amino acids. The transcript is spliced from 5 exons. NCBI's taxonomy places the organism in Eukaryota, Metazoa, Mollusca, Bivalvia, Mytilida, Mytilidae. The record is from RefSeq and is a predicted model, not a curated record.
CAUUUUGUAGAGCGAACAUGGGCACCUACGUAUCCCAGAGGACACCGUGUUAAGACAAUUAAACAACGCAAAACGGUUGGAACUAUAUACAAGAUAUUUAACAUCGUUACAAACACAUUGUACGGAGGUGUUACGGAUAGGAAAAAUGACCGAUGGUGGAUGGAAUGUUUGUCAUGACAAACCUUAUAGGCCUCCUUUUCCUUGUUUAGUUUAUUCAUUUGGAAUCAACAAAGACUUCAGUUUUGAUGAUUUUAUAGUAAAAACCUACGGAUGUGACGUCCACUCUUUUGAUCCAAGUAUCGGGAAACCAGAUUUUAGACGCGGAGACCAAAUAUGGUUCCAUAACCUGGGAUUGAGCAGCGUAACGGGCAAAUUAAGAAAAUGGAAAGUCUCCACAUUAAAAGAUAUAGUUGAUAAUUUGAACCAUACUUCAAGGAAUGUUAACAUUGUAAAAAUGGACAUAGAGUUCUCAGAAUGGACCUCUCUCCCAAACAUUAUCAAAACCGGAACUCUAAGAAAUACCAAACAGUUGUUAGUAGAAUUCCACGGAUCAUCAGCGUCAGUGGAAAAGUUACAAACCCUUAGAAACAUAUAUAAUGAAGGCUUCAGAAUUUAUUGGUAUCAUAGAAAUCCUAGACAAGGAAAUUUACUGCAAGGGAGAUUUGUCCAGAACUCUGCAUGUUAUGAAGUAUAUUUUCUUCGUAUAUAAUGCUGUAUGUAUUAUCAUAAUUUUACUAUAAUACAUGUAUCUAAAGUAUA